GGUGGGCGUUGUAAGAAAACGGUCACAGUAGCUAGCAUUGUUGUUUUCGUUUCCCUCCCAACAAUAAUAUAACCCCCAUUCCCUUAACCCCAUUUUCAUUUCCUUCAUCACAAAAGAGUCUCUCUCUCCUCUUUCUCUCUCUUCUCUCAUCUACUUCAUACCUACCAGAGAGACUCUUCAAUUCUUCAAUCCAAUUCAAUCAUGCAAGAUUCAUCUUCAAUCAAAUUUUCUCCUCUUGAUCUGAUGACUGCCAUAAUCAAAGGCAAGUUCAAUCCGUCCAAUGACUCGUCUCAGGCACCGUCUUCAAUUAUCUUCGAGAAUCGCGAGUUUGUUAUGAUCCUAACAACUUCAAUCGCCGUUCUCAUCGGUUGCGUCGUCGUUUUGAUAUGGCGUAGAUCCAAUUCCAAUAAAUCUAAGCAAAUUGAAGCUCCGAAACUCGUUAUCAAGAAGCUUCCGGAACUUGAUGUCGAUGACGGUAAGAAAAAGGUCACCGUCUUCUUCGGUACUCAAACCGGAACCGCCGAAGGUUUCGCCAAGGCGAUAGCGGAUGAGGCGAAAGCGCGUUACGAGAAGGCGAAGUUUAGAGUUGUUGAUAUUGAUGAUUAUGCGGCUGAUGAGGAUGAGUAUUUGGAAAAAUUGAAGAAGGAGACAAUGGCUCUCUUCUUUUUAGCUACAUACGGUGAUGGUGAGCCAACUGAUAAUGCGGCGAGAUUUUAUAAAUGGUUUACGGAGGAAUAUGAAGGGGAAGAAGAUUCGUUUAAGAAUCUUAGUUAUGGUGUGUUUGGACUUGGGAAUAGGCAGUAUGAGCAUUUUAACAAGGUGGCAAAGGUAAUAGAUGAUAAGCUUCUUGAGCAAGGUGGGAAGCGUCUUGUCCCAGUGGGUCUAGGAGAUGAUGAUCAAUGCAUAGAAGAUGAUUUUACUGCAUGGAAAGAAGAAUUGUGGCCAGCGUUGGAUCAAUUGCUAAGAGACGAGGAUGAUACAACUGUGGCCACACCUUACACUGCUUCUGUUUCGGAGUACCGGGUUGUUAUUCAUGAUCCAUUAGAUGCAGCUGUUGACGAAAAGAAGCGGCAUAAUGCAAAUGGCCAUGCUGUUGUGGACGCUCAACAUCCAGUCAGGGCUAAUGUGGCUGUGCGAAGGGAGCUUCAUACUCCUGCAUCAGAUCGCUCUUGCACUCAUUUAGAAUUUGACAUUUCAGGCACUGGAGUUGCAUAUGAAACUGGGGACCAUGUCGGUGUUUACUGUGAGAAUUUAUCAGAUACUGUGGAAGAGGCAGAAAGGAUACUAGGUUUGUCACCAGACACCUAUUUCUCUAUCCAUACUGAUGAUGAAGAUGGCAAGCCUCUUAGUGGAAGUUCCUUGCCUCCUCCUUUCCCACCAUGUACUCUAAGAACUGCACUUACUAAAUAUGCAGAUGUUUUGAGUUCACCCAAAAAGUCUGCCUUGCUUGCCUUAGCUGCGCAUGCAUCUGAUCCAUCUGAAGCUGAUCGACUAAGACAUCUUGCCUCACCUACUGGAAAGGAUGAGUAUGCAGAGUGGGUGAUUGCUUCUCAAAGAAGUCUCCUUGAGGUUAUGGCUGAAUUUUCAUCAGCCAAACCUCCAAUUGGUGUCUUUUUUGCAGCAGUUGCUCCUCGCCUGCAGCCAAGAUAUUAUUCAAUAUCAUCAUCUCCAAGAAUGGCGCCAUCCAGAAUUCAUGUUACCUGUGCAUUAGUGAAUGAUAAAAUGCCCACUGGACGGAUUCACAAAGGAGUAUGUUCAACUUGGAUGAAGAAUUCUGUACCAUUGGAGAAAAGUCAGGACUGUAGUUGGGCUCCUAUCUUUGUCAGGCAGUCCAAUUUCAGACUCCCAGCUGAUAAUAAAGUGCCUGUAAUUAUGAUAGGUCCUGGCACUGGGUUGGCUCCUUUCAGAGGUUUCUUGCAGGAAAGAUUAGCUCUGAAAGAAGAUGGAGCUGAACUGGGCCCAUCUGUUUUUUUCUUUGGAUGUAGGAACCGUUCAGUGGACUAUAUCUAUGAAGAUGAAUUGAACCACUUUGUUAAUGGUGGCGCACUUUCUGAGCUCAUUGUUGCCUUCUCGCGAGAUGGGCCUACUAAGGAAUAUGUCCAACAUAAAAUGAUGGAGAAGGCUUCAGAUAUUUGGAACAUGAUAUCUCAGGGAGCUUAUGUUUAUGUGUGUGGUGAUGCCAAGGGUAUGGCUAGGGAUGUACACCGCACUCUGCAUACAAUUUUGCAAGAGCAGGGCUCUUUGGACAAUUCCAAGACUGAGAGCAUGGUUAAGAACCUACAAAUGACUGGCAGAUAUCUGCGUGAUGUAUGGUAAUGAUAAAACGGGGUUAUUGGUAAAAUGCCCAUAAAGAUAGUGGAUAGAAGAUAAGAUUUUCGAUGAACUGGGUUAUUGAUAAGAUGCCCUUAAAAUAGGGAGAAGGGAUUAUUUCUGCUUGUUACAUCAUGGCAACAAUUCUUAUGAUUCUUUUUUUGUUCGUGUUACUUAUACUCUUUGUUUAUACAUAUAGAUUAUGUAUUUUAGUUUUCUUGUAUUGUAAGAACCUGUAAGGAGGGUUCAGAGAUUCAGACAAUUCCUUGUAUUGUAACCUAUAAUAAAAUUAUUUGCAGAAUAAUAUAUUAUUUCUGUGAGUGUUAUUAUUAAA
This is a messenger RNA of Vicia villosa (hairy vetch), 2644 nucleotides long. Its product is annotated as NADPH--cytochrome P450 reductase. Lineage: Eukaryota; Viridiplantae; Streptophyta; Magnoliopsida; Fabales; Fabaceae. Gene Ontology annotation, cellular component: cytosol. The transcript has 18 exons. The record is from RefSeq and is a predicted model, not a curated record. The coding region runs from base 202 to 2316 and encodes 704 amino acids. Gene Ontology annotation, molecular function: FMN binding; flavin adenine dinucleotide binding; NADPH-hemoprotein reductase activity.